Molecule: messenger RNA, 429 nt
Organism: Fusarium keratoplasticum
Lineage: Eukaryota; Fungi; Ascomycota; Sordariomycetes; Hypocreales; Nectriaceae
Exons: 2
Coding region: 31-429 (132 amino acids)
Source: RefSeq, a predicted model, not a curated record
CCCCAGCCACCACUAGUUACGGAUCACAAAAUGGCCUCCCUCUCUCCGUCGACCUGGAACACCCUUGGACUUGGAGUCGCCGCAGGAUGGGCCACGCUGGGCCUUGUCGGCUUCUUCCAACCAGCUCGAUCGGCUGAGUUGUUUGGAGUCAUACCUUCAGCAAAAGACAGCAGCAAGGAAACCAACCGGGCUAUGGCACUCAUCCUUGGUUCUCGAGACUUUUCUAUCGCUACAGCAUUGUUUGUGCUAGGCAGGGCGGGCAGGAAUGAAGAGAUGGGCACGUUGAUUCUCAGCGCUCUGGCCAUCUGCGGAGCUGAUAUCUACCUUGUUUGGAAGGCAAAGAGAUAUGCCGAGACCAUCACUUUCACAGUUGGUGCUGCUAUAUGGGGAGCUAUCGGGCUGGGUCUGUGGGCAUCUCCGCUCAAGUAG